This is a messenger RNA of Filobasidium floriforme, 1017 nucleotides long. RefSeq names its product putative class E Vps protein of the ESCRT-III complex. The transcript has 7 exons. NCBI's taxonomy places the organism in Eukaryota, Fungi, Basidiomycota, Tremellomycetes, Filobasidiales, Filobasidiaceae. The coding region runs from base 93 to 827 and encodes 244 amino acids. Gene Ontology annotation, biological process: endosome transport via multivesicular body sorting pathway; late endosome to vacuole transport; protein transport. Gene Ontology annotation, cellular component: multivesicular body; ESCRT III complex. The record is from RefSeq and is a predicted model, not a curated record.
AUUCAAGUCUCGAGUCAGAUAAACCAUUGACAGAAAUCACACGCCACAAUAAUCUCGACACGAGCCCUAAGAUCCAAAAUAGAAAUUCCAUAAUGCAGGUCCUCGACAUGCUUUUCGGAAAACGGAUGACGCCAGCAGAGAGGCUACGUCAGCACCAACGAACACUGCAGAAAGCUCAAAGAGAGCUGGAUAGGGAGAGGAUCAAGUUGGAAUCGCAAGAGAAGAAGUUGAUGAUGGAUAUCAAGAAGAGCGCCAAGGCUGGUCAGAUGUCGGCAGCCAAGAUUCAAGCCAAAGACCUCGUCCGGACCCGGAGAUACAUCCAGAAGUUUACCCAGAUGAAGGUUCAACUUCAGGCCGUUUCGUUGCGCAUGCAGGCGUUAAGGAGUAAUGAGCAGAUGGCGGUGGCUAUGAAGGGUGCGACGAGGGCUAUGGGUCAGAUGAACCGUUCACUGAAUCUGCCUCAAAUCCAACGCAUCAUGAACGAAUUCGAGAAAGAGUCUCAGACGAUGGACAUGAAAGAAGAGAUGAUGGGUGAUGCCGUCGACGACGUGAUGGAUGACGAAGCAGAGGGUGAAGGGGAAGAAGAGGAAGGGGACAAGAUCUUGAAGGAGGUCUUGGACGAGAUCGGGAUCAAUACCAGCCAGAUGCUGGGACAGACACCCUCAAACAACCCACUAGCGGCCUCAUCAGUGACCGCUCGACAACCCGUCGCGGAAGGAAUCGCUAUGGGAGGGGAUUCGGGUCCCGCAUCUGCCGGAGGAGCACGCUCAGGUCCUUCAGACGAAGAUGACUUGCAAGCGAGGUUGGAUAGCUUGAAGCGGUCGUGAUCCCGAAAUUCUGCGGAAGAGGACUUCGGCUUGUUUAACGAAGGUACAGGUUUAUAGGCGGUGGAUUCCUGGUUGCAAAAGUUGUAAUAUAGUUUGUGAGACCCUGUUGUUGCGCUGUUGUUACAUUAAGCCAGACCAUCAGGCAGACGAUCAGAUGAUGGUGAUACCAGAUCGAAUAUGGAUCGGGAUU